Messenger RNA from Lecanosticta acicola, 1155 nucleotides. The record is from the annotation of a GenBank genome assembly. Lineage: Eukaryota; Fungi; Ascomycota; Dothideomycetes; Mycosphaerellales; Mycosphaerellaceae.
AUGGACAACUCCAUAACGUCCUCCAUCGCCAAUCCACUUUUCCACGUAUAUCGAGACAGAGAAUAUCCCAUUUCGUCGGAUAUGCCGGGGAAGGACGAUGACUUACUCGCCCGCCUGAAUGCCGCGAAGCCGUCAUCGGUCAAACUCAACCCGGCGGCUCCCUCGGUGGAGAUUCAGACUUCCGAGCCACACACGGUCGAGGACAAGCUCGCAGAGCGACUGAAGACGCUGAGGUCUGGCGGAUCUGUGAACAGUUCGCCCAAGUCUCAGGAUAGAUUUUCUCAGAAUUCCUUGUCGCCAGCCGCGCGCCUCACGUCUCGAGUGAAAGACAAAGUUGCGGCCGAGCACGACCCGAUCCGGGAUUGGCGGCAGCAGGAUGGCGACGAGCAGACACUGGAGGAAUUGCUUGCCGAGCUGGGGCCCGAUGACCAAUGGAAGCUGGAUCCUGAAGACCCAAAGGACAUUAAUGCGCUAUUGAAAGAAGCGAAAGAGGCAUUGCCGACAGAGAUAGAGCAGAGUGAGCUCCGCCAGAACGGGCAUGGCAGGGAAUUCGAUGAACAGUUUCAAUCUGAGGAUGGAAAUGAGUCGACCGAUCAGAAGCAUGAUGAAGCGAAGAACGAUGAAGCAAAGGACGAAGAAAAUGCUGAUGACUAUGUGAAACGUGUGCUUGCUGAAGUGGAAUAUGAGAGAAAAUACGGAGGCGACGACGCAGAUGAUGCAGUACACACUGAGCAAGAGCGCAAUGGCGACCCUCUGAACCUGCCCUCAACGCCGUCGAAUCUACCCGAACCAACGACGUUUGUGUCUGAGCCAGCUCCUUCAUCGAAAGAAGACGAUGACCUGCAAGCACGAUUCUCCAAAUUGGGCCUUGGAGGGCUCGAUCUUCCUUCCACACCCACCUCGAAACCCUCUGCAAACACGAAAGUCACCGCCCACGGAAAGCCAAAGUCGAACUUACCGGUUUACACGGAUGAGGAUAUUGAAUCAUGGUGCUGCAUUUGCAAUGAAGACGGCCAAGUGCGCUGCCUGGGCUGCGAUGGCGACAUUUACUGCCAGAAUUGCUGGCGUGACGGCCACGGAAACGGGCCUGGACAGGAAAGAGGCCACAGAGCCGUUCAAUACAAUAAUCGCAAGGGGUCAGCAUCCGCUGCUUGA